GUUUAAGAUGCCUGUUGAACUCAUAAUACUGACCUCUGGGAAAGACACUGAAGCCAGAGGUUGGGGGGAGGGGCUUGGAUACACCCCUACCCCCCCAAGCUCCUCCCUUCCCUUUUCCCCUCCCUGCCCUGCCAAUCCUAUUUGCACUCUCACCAGAACACACCUCUGCUCUCUGGACUUUGAACUAAGACCAAAGGAGAGAGAACUACACUUUAUUUUUGUGGGUUUGGAUUUGGGGCUCUCAUCUAAAACUUUGAAAUGGGAUUAGUGACGCCCAGUGGAAAGGUGUGCCACUGAGAGAAGAGAAGAGUGAUGAGAAAACUGAUGCCCUGAGAAGUUAAUUGAAUUACCCAAGGAUCAUCUCUGUUGGGUCAUCUUCCUGGUCCAAUCCCCUAACUGCUUGUAGCUGGAGGCUCUUCUGGGCUCUCUUCCCUCUCUACACUUUAACUUGUGGACCUCAUCAACCUUUGUGGGUUUAAUUGUCAUCUUUAUACAGGUCCAUGGCUGCUGUCUUAUCCUCCAGACUACCAAAAGCAUCUUCUUAGACACCAGGAUAGGGGGCUAAGCAAAGGAGAUAAAAGGUGCUUCCUCCUCUGCUUCACUCCUCUUCUCCCAGAUCCUCCCCCCAUCCCCACCUCUAGUCCCUUCUGCAGCAAUUUCUUCUAACCCCUCUUGUGAGGGGUCAGGAUGCUGAAGAAGCAGUCUGCAGGGCUGGUGCUUUGGGGUGCGAUUCUUUUUGUGGCCUGGAACGCCCUGCUCCUCUUCUUCUUCUGGGCUCGACCCUUGCCUGGUGGCCCAUCAUCUGAGGACCCCUUUGCUGAUGAUCCUGCUGGCCUUACCCGACGAGUGAUCCGUCUGGCCCAGGAGGCUGAGAUAGAGCUAGAGCGACAGCAGGGGCUGCUACAGCAGAUUCAGAAGUACAGUGUACUUUGGAACAAGAAACAACAGGUGGCUACUGCAGGCCCUCCUGCUAUCUCCCACCCAACCCUAGACCCUACAACAUCUGUUCUCCCCAUUUUAGUCAUUGCUUGUGAUCGCAGCACAGUCCGUCGUUGCCUAGAUAAGCUUCUCCACUACAGGCCCUCAGCUGAGCGUUUUCCCAUUAUUGUAAGCCAGGACUGUGGGCACAAGGCAACAGCCCAGGUCAUUGCUUCAUAUGGCAAUGCCAUCAUGCAUAUUAAACAGCCUGAUCUUAGCAGUAUACCUGUCCCAACUGAGCACCGAAAAUUUCAGGGCUAUUAUAAGAUUGCCCGUCAUUACCGCUGGGCAUUGAGCCAAAUCUUCCGUACCUUCAAAUAUCGGGCAGCUGUGGUGGUGGAAGAUGACCUGGAAGUGGCUCCAGACUUCUUUGAAUACUUUCAAGCAACAUAUCCACUCCUGAGAACUGAUCCAUCACUGUGGUGUGUCUCAGCCUGGAAUGAUAAUGGCAAGGAGCAAAUGGUGGAUGCAACAAGGCCUGAUCUUCUCUAUCGAACAGACUUUUUCCCAGGCCUGGGGUGGCUUCUGCUGGCUGAGCUAUGGGAUGAGCUAGAGCCUAAGUGGCCAAAGGCCUUUUGGGAUGACUGGAUGCGACAGCCAGAGCAACGUCGAGAUCGAGCUUGCUUAAGACCAGAGAUCUCUCGGACGAUGACCUUUGGUCGAAAGGGGGUGAGCCAAGGGCAAUUCUUUGACCAGCACCUCAAGUUCAUCAAGUUGAACCAAGGUUUUGUGACCUUCACUCAGUUGGACCUGUCCUAUCUGAAACAGGAAGCCUAUGAUCAGGACUUUUCUGCCCGAGUCUAUGCUGCCCCGCAAGUGCAAGUGGAGGAGCUAAAAGGCAACCAGAAACAGGAAUUAGGGGAGGUUAGGGUACAGUACAGGGGACGAGACAGCUUCAGGGCCUUUGCUAAGGCCCUAGGUGUCAUGGAUGAUCUCAAGUCAGGUGUUCCCCGAGCUGGCUAUCGGGGCAUUGUCAGUUUUCUAUUCCGGGGCCGUCGGGUAUAUUUGGCACCUCCACAAGAUUGGACUGGUUAUGACCCUAGCUGGAGUUAGCAGUGGCACCCACUCUCCGGUCCUCUACAAGAAGAGUUGGAGAGUCUUGUCUAUAGGCUUCAUUGUUCUUUUUGUGUGUUUUCUUAUCAAUUCUGGGUAUGUGUUUUUUUGGGGGUUUUUUGUUUUUUUUUUUUAAUUUUUCCAAGUGGCAUUCGAGUGCAUUUUCUCUGCCUGGGCCAGGGGCGUGGGAUAUUUGGUUUGUAUCCUGUCAACAAUGGGAAGGCAUUCUUGGGGAAUAUUGGGACUCUGGGCAGGAGUUUUAUAAGACAAAAAAAUUCAUUUCUCCACCCUAUAGAAGCUGAGAGACCUAGCCUUUCCAUUAGAUAGUUUUGAUUUUUCUCAUGAAAAUCUUAGUUACAAUUUUCAAAGAUUUUUCACUCAUUGGGACUUCAUUAGGGACUGACUUGAUUUUUCUCCUCUACUAUCCCUUCUAGCUAGGAUGCACUUAGCCUCUCUGGGUCUCAAUUUCUUCAUCUAUUAAGUGAAGAGAUUAGACUAGUUGACCUUUAACAGUUCUUCCAACUCUAACUCUAUGAUAUUAUGAUCCCUACCCCAGUUCUUCCCACUUGAUCCAUCCCUUUUUCUAAGAGCUUGUGGCCAAAACAAGGACACACCAAAGGGGAGCCAGGGAACACAUUACUAAAUUUUAGGUAUUUGUACUUUUUAAUUCCCUUUGACCUUUGUCCUGUCUCUGUGUGUGCAGUGUGUACCAUAUGUUCUUAUCCAUAAAACCUUUUGUAUUUUUAAAAUUUUUCCUUCAUUCUUCCUUUUUUGUGUGUGAGGCAUUUGGGGUUAAGUGACUUGCCCAGGGUCACACAGCUAGUAAAUGUUAAGUGUCUGAGCCUGGAUUUGAACUCAGGUCCUCCUGACUUCAGGGCCAGUGCUCUCUCCACUGCGUUGUUGUCUCAUUUUUUUCUCUUCCUCUGGAGUUUAGUAAUCCCCAAUUCUAGAAAGAAAAGUUGAAUGAGAAAAAGUAAAAUCUCCCCAGUUCUCCAUUCUCAGGACUUGGGGGAGAUUGUGGGCUGGGCUUAGCAUUGGGAGAGUCUUCAGUUGAUUUUGAGAAAUUCUUCCUUCUUCAAGGGAGCAGUCUCUAGCCACUCUUCCUGAACCCAAUUCUUCCUAAUUUCUUUAGGAGAGUGUAGCUUCAAAUGGAUGAUGGAAGGGUGGAAGAGCCUUGUCCUUUGUGCCCUUUCCGUUUUCUCCUGGGUUCAACUUAUUGAUUCUGUGGGUUACUUUCUCUCAGUGUGUGACUUUUCUGUUUUCCCCCUUUACCAGUGGUAGACUCCUGAAGAGCAAAUGUGAUUAAUGCCAUUAGCAGCUAGCCCCUCUUAUGUAACAUGUAUUCUCAACACAGAUAGGGUAGGGUGUGCCCUCCUUUACCUUCAACUCCUUUAUUUCUUGGGAAAUGAGGAUAAUGAUGGUGGUUGAUUGAGGAAUUUGGUCAUUUAUAUAUUUUUUUUCCUUACCUCAGUUUCAUGGAAGAAAAUUGAAGUUGCCUAAUUAUUUUCCAGAAUAAAAUAAAGAUUGUCAUUUGAAAAGCUCCAGUCUCUCUGUCCUGAAGAAAGAUAAGGGUGAGAAUAACUGAGGGGUGAUGGGGGUUUUGAGCAGGGUGGGCAGUGGAAGAAGUAAAAAGCAGAGAAAGGGAAUAGGGAAAAAACAGCAAGAAAGAAGGGAGAAAAGGAUUGAAAGAAUAUGGAAUACAAGGGAAGGAAAGAGGUGAAAUGGCAUGAAGGGAAAAGAGGAAGGUAGUGCUGGGGAAAUGAGAGGAGAAAUGAGGGGGGAAACCCCGGGGGGAAGAAGUCAUGGAAAUGAGAAGAGAGCUUUUAGUCCUGUGGUAUAAGAUGGUUGUUAAUUCUCCCCAAGGGAGAGAUUGGGAGUGUUGAAGCUCCCAGGAAUCCAGAUUCCAUACAUUUUGAAGGUUUGGGAAAGUACAUUCAUAGAGCCUUAGGCCUUGAUCUUACCAAACUGAAGGUAUCAAAAUGAGGGUGGUGGCUUCAUUGUAAAAAGUAAUUUCCUCAACUGAAAGACUUUCAGAAGGCUGAAUAGUCUGUCACAAAUGAGAUGGAGGUUUCCUCAGGGAAACAGAGGCCUGAAACAGACACUAGAGAAAAGCCUGAAGAAAUCUCUAGAAUCAGAGUUUGGAAAGGGAUCAUGAGAAUACUGGUGACAAAAUUGUGUGUAUUUGGAAAGGGAAAUUAAUGAAUAAAAAGCAUUUUUUUUUAAA
Messenger RNA from Dromiciops gliroides (monito del monte), 4255 nucleotides. RefSeq names its product alpha-1,3-mannosyl-glycoprotein 2-beta-N-acetylglucosaminyltransferase (gene MGAT1). The transcript is spliced from 4 exons. NCBI's taxonomy places the organism in Eukaryota, Metazoa, Chordata, Mammalia, Microbiotheria, Microbiotheriidae. Gene Ontology annotation, cellular component: Golgi apparatus. Gene Ontology annotation, biological process: protein N-linked glycosylation. Bases 688 to 2031 code for a protein of 447 amino acids. The record is from RefSeq and is a predicted model, not a curated record. Gene Ontology annotation, molecular function: alpha-1,3-mannosylglycoprotein 2-beta-N-acetylglucosaminyltransferase activity.